Molecule: messenger RNA, 1177 nt
Organism: Guillardia theta CCMP2712
Lineage: Eukaryota; Cryptophyceae; Pyrenomonadales; Geminigeraceae
Exons: 10
Coding region: 20-1177 (385 amino acids)
Biological process (GO): protein phosphorylation
Cellular component (GO): nucleus
Molecular function (GO): ATP binding; protein kinase activity
Source: RefSeq, a predicted model, not a curated record
AUAGCUUCGACAUUAUAAUAUGUACGGCUACCAAGCAGGAGGAGCCUACUUCCCACUAUCGCCAUCAACGGCGUACAAGACGGCGAAUGGAGGGCAGACUCAAAAUGCGAAAGACUACUCCACUGUCGCAUCUCCAAAGAACAUUGAGGUGAUGGACGACAGAAUCCGCACACGAGUUGCAAAUCCGGUGCCUCCGGUGAAAAUAGUCCCCACCCCCACGCAAGAUUCCGGUCACUUUGUGGGGUACGUUGGAGAUUCUAUCAAUCGCUCCAAAGAUUUCCCUAGCGGGAGGUAUAUCAUCAAGCGAAAACUGGGUGCGGGAACCUAUGGAAAGGUUUUGGAAUGUACGGACAAGAAAUACAAUUUGCCAGUUGCGGUCAAGAUUGUACGGAGAGAUCCUCCGAUCUACAAAGAAGCAGCAAAGAAGGAGAUCAAAGUGCUCCGUUACCUCGGUGGAACUCAUGGCCUGGUGAAGCUUCUGCGAGACUUCGUUCACGACGGGCACAUAUGCAUGUCAUUGGAAAUGUAUGGAGACAACAUUCAGCAUUACAUGAGACGGAACAAGAAACCUUUCAAGAUCCAGGAGAUCAAGGAUAUUGGUCUGCAGAUAGUGCAUGCUACUUGUUACAUGCACAACAAGGGCGUUAUCCACACUGAUAUAAAAGCUGAGAACAUUUUACUCGCGCAUGGCCCUGAUGGUGCAGUUACAAUCAAAGUCGUUGACUUGGGCUCCGCUAUCUUUGUCAAUGACUGGCACCCACCAGUCAUCGGAACGUUGGAGUACAGAGCGCCAGAGAUCAUUCUACAAGCAGCUUGGUCGUAUCCUGUGGACAUGUACGCGAUCGGUUGUGUGCUGGCGGAGCUUUGUAUCGGAGACUUCCUCUUUCCUGCAUGCAACGAAGCCGAAUAUCUCAGCGUCAUCUCCUUCGUGACGGAGAACUCGUUUCCUCCUGACUUGAUUCGGCAAGGAAAGGCAUCUGCCAAGUACAGGCUGAGAUCCGACUGUACCCGACCGGUCAGGAGUUUGUCUGCGGGGUCAAGGGUCAAGAAGGUCUUGUCAGACAUGAUCUACGACGCGCAGCUCCUCUCGCUUCUUGAGGACAUGCUCGCCUUCGACCCCAACCUACGUAUCAACGCCACGGAUGCGAAGAAGCACCCCUUCUUCUUUGACAGGUAA